Molecule: messenger RNA, 1474 nt
Organism: Durotheca rogersii
Lineage: Eukaryota; Fungi; Ascomycota; Sordariomycetes; Xylariales; Xylariaceae
Product: glycosyltransferase family 28 C-terminal domain-containing protein
Exons: 4
Coding region: 238-1098 (286 amino acids)
Biological process (GO): dolichol-linked oligosaccharide biosynthetic process
Cellular component (GO): extrinsic component of endoplasmic reticulum membrane; UDP-N-acetylglucosamine transferase complex
Molecular function (GO): hexosyltransferase activity
Source: RefSeq, a predicted model, not a curated record
UCUCCAUCCUCCACCACCUCCCAUGCUGGACCUCUGGCGCUGUUCCUUGACGCAGCUCUUCGCAAACAAUCAAUUUUUUUCUCUUUAAUUCCUACACCUGCCAUCCCCUGAAACCGGCGGCCCCAAUCUCGGACUCGCAUCGUUUCAUCGUGUCCUCUCGCGUGUGUUGUGUUACGCGUCUAGUUCUUUAGGCCGCCUACCAGAGAUUGUAACGGCUACCUAUCGUGGGUCACUAUCAUGACCGCCACCAAGGGUCGAGAGGGUAGCAUCACCCCCAAGGCCGGCGCUAACACCCCCGAGGCCGGCGUCACCGAGAAGGUUGAUGUCGCUGGUGCUGACAGCAACACCGCCGAGCCCGCUGGUGAGCCUGGGUUCACGGACGAGGGCGACGUUCACCAGGGCACUGCCCGUAUUUUGAAGCACCUUUUUGUUACCGUCGGGGCCAGCUCCAGCUUCCGUCGCCUCCUCCAGGAAGUCAUCUCCGACACCUUCCUCAGCAAGCUCAAGUCGCUAGCCUUUACCCAUGUGAUUGUCCAGUGUGGGCCGGAUAUCGAGUGGUUCGAGGCUCACCAGCCCGUCCAGGACCCCACCGGCGCUGAGGCUAUCGUCAUUAUAGGUUUCCCUUACACCGACGACCCUCGGGGCUUCAUGGAAUUGACUACGGCCGUCCCUGGCCAACGGGAUCGUGGCCUCAUUAUCACUCACGGCGGCUCCGGCAGCAUCCUGGAUGCUCUAGAGUUCGACACCAACGUGAUUGCGGUGCCCAACCCUGAGCUCAUGGAUAACCACCAGGAGGAGAUUGUGGAGGGCAUGGCUCAGGAGGGAUUUCUCAUCCACGGAACGCUCGGCACCCUCGACGAGUUGCUCUCGGAAGACUUCCUCAGCCUCGCGAACGAGCCGUGGCCGCCGGCUCCCUACCCCGACGAGCCGUUCCCGGGCGGCAUCUGGGACGCCGUAGACGAGCUCGUGUACCGCAUCAGCGACCGCGUCGGCGAGCACCGCUACCCUAGCGCCCUGCUCGCUCUCGCCGGCGCUGCCGCCGUCGCCGCCGUGCUCGUGGCCUUCGUCGCCCCGCUCGUCGACUCGCUCACCCAGUAGGAGCAGUAGGUAGUAGACAGACGCCGGUUUCCUCCCUCUAUUCGAUCGACCUCUGGUCCUGCCCCCUCCCUCCCCCAAAGGAAUCUACCCGACUAGGUUAGAUAGUUGGGUGGCAGGGUACGUAGGUAGUUCACGGUUUCUUGCUUCUUCGACAGCACACAUUUCGGAGUUGGGCGUGGUAGAUACCCCGGGGGGAACCCGCGGACUACGCUCCGUAGUCAGGAACUCGACCCUUUUUUCACUCGACUGCUGGGCCGGGAGGCCGGCCUAUGGGCCGCCGCAGCCAGCAGUAGGAGUAGCUAGAGGCGGACAGUCCGAGGUUAACUGCAUUUGAAUGGAUUUUACUUCUUAAGCCGUGGCGCGAAGAGAGAGAUGA